This is a messenger RNA of Botrytis sinoallii, 360 nucleotides long. RefSeq lists its product as uncharacterized. NCBI's taxonomy places the organism in Eukaryota, Fungi, Ascomycota, Leotiomycetes, Helotiales, Sclerotiniaceae. The transcript is spliced from 3 exons. The coding region runs from base 1 to 360 and encodes 119 amino acids. The record is from RefSeq and is a predicted model, not a curated record.
AUGUAUACCAAAAUCUCUCAACUCACAACUACUCUCGCUAUCCUCUUCACUCUCACCACCGCGCUUCCAGCUCCUCCAGACACAAACACAAAAACAUCGUCUUCCGCAUCUGGCGAUAAUGACGCAAUCGCAACUUGCGCACUCAACCUCUCCACCUGCACAAACGCAACCGCAACCGCGAAAAGAGAUGCGGACAACCCGGAAAAGAGGGUAGCAACCGUGUGUACGAAUGGGGCGUGGGGAAGUGUGGCGUGUGUGGGAGCGUUUGGAAUGUGUAUGAAGACGGCGGAUGGGGCGGGGGAAAUUACAAGUUGUGCGUUGGCGUUGAGUGCGUGUGAGGUGGGGGUUAAUACGAAGUGA